Notechis scutatus (mainland tiger snake) is the source of this 546-nucleotide messenger RNA. RefSeq names its product huntingtin interacting protein K (gene HYPK). Gene Ontology annotation, biological process: protein stabilization; negative regulation of apoptotic process. Lineage: Eukaryota; Metazoa; Chordata; Lepidosauria; Squamata; Elapidae. The record is from RefSeq and is a predicted model, not a curated record.
GCCAUGCCGGAAGUGCGUCAUUGCGGAGGCGCAGGGUGAUGGCGGCCGAGGGGGAUGUCGAGCUGGAGCUGGAGGCCGAGCCCAACGGCUCUGCGGUCGGCGGGGAUGGUGCUGGCGGGCGACCGGCCGAGAAGCCGCGGAAACACGACAGCGGCGCGGCGGACCUGGAGCGCGUGACCGACUACGCGGAGGAGAAAGAAAUCCAGAGCUCCAACCUGGAAACGGCCAUGUCAGUGAUAGGGGAUCGAAGAUCUAGAGAGCAGAAAGCAAAACAGGAGCGAGAAAAAGAACUGGCAAAAGUCACCAUCAAGAAAGAGGAUCUGGAAUUGAUUAUGAAUGAGAUGGAGAUAUCUAGGGCAGCAGCAGAACGCAGCUUACGAGAACACAUGGGCAAUGUGGUGGAUGCACUUAUCACUCUUACCAACUGAGAACUCUGCUAGGUGUAUUUCUGUGGAGAAAGUAAAAAACACUUGGUGGGCCUUUUUAUGCAGGUUAUGCACUGUACGACACAUUUUGAAGUUAUUAAAUAAAAGUGUGAUUUUCUAA